AUGUCAGGCGAUGCCAGGCAGAGCAGGUCACGCAGCGACAACGAGUCGUCCUCUCCGAUACCAUCGCCAAGUUCUGACACUCAAGAUCGUGGUCGAUCGAGAAUACGGCGGACUUCUGAUCAGCUCCCAGAUCACAACAUGAGAAAACGAGGAUACCACUCUUUUAUGACGUCCUUUGGCAAGAUGUUUCACGUGGAGAAGCGAUGGAAACUGGUCCGAGAAAUGGGUGCAGGUGCAUAUGGUGUCGUUGUAUCUGCUGUGGAUGAGAUUUCUGGUGAAACAGUGGCCAUCAAACUCGUCACCCGAAUAUUUGAGAAAGUACAGCUUGCGAAAAGGGCACUGAGAGAGGUUACUCUUCUUCGGCAUUUUUCAAGUCAUGAGAACAUCACUGGAUUGAUCGACGUGGAUGCCAUCUCUCCCGAUUUCCAGGAGAUUACGGAUUUGCACCAAAUCAUAAAGUCCGGCCAGCAUUUGACCAACGAACACGUCCAGUACUUUUUGUAUCAGAUUCUUCGUGGCAUGAAAUACGUGCACUCGGCCGCCGUCAUUCACCGCGAUUUGAAACCAGGCAACUUACUUGUUAAUUCCGAUUGCGAACUGAAGAUAUGUGAUUUCGGCUUGAGCCGGGGAUUUGACUCUGCCCCAGAUGAGCAAGUGGGCCAUCUCACCGAGGCACCAGAGAUCAUGCUGGCCUUCAGGUGCGACCUCGAUGUCUGGUCAAUAGGUUGUAUAUUCGCAGAACUUAUGCUCGGACGGCCCCUGUUCAAGGUUGAUCAACUGAACAAAAUACUCGACGUUCUUGGCACCCCGGAAGAAGAUGUAAUCGAUCGAAUUGGGAGCGAUAAGGCACAACUAUAUAUCCGCUCACUUCCAAUCAAGAAGGCCGUACCGCUAUGGAAGUUGCUUCCGACUGCCGAUGUUCAGGCACUGAUGACUAUCUACUUGCUAGCCCUGGAUCUCCUGCAGAAAAUGUUGUCUUUCGACCCUUCGACACGCAUCUCAGUUCCUGACGCGCUCGCUCAUCCUUGGUUGGCAUCCUACCAUGAAGAAACCGAUGAGCCCGACUGUCCCACCAAGUUUGAAAAGUGGAGAGACAUCGAGAAGCUAGAAACCCUGGAAGAUUUCAGGAAGGCACUAUGGGAGGAAAUAGAGGAUUACAGAAUGGAAGUGCGAGGUAUCACGCGCGAGCGGGCGGCACGUAGCCCUCAUCAAGAUGUUCGCGGAGAGACUCCUAGUUCACCUGAACAAUCUCACCAGUCCUGGGACAGCGUGUUUAUAUCGCGGAGGAUGGAUAGUCCCGAUGUUAUAAGGGAGAAUGAGGUCUCGGAUAGCCUCGCCGCGCCAACUGUGUCGGACUACUUCCGCCCGUGCACCCCUACAGACCCCGUCAUCAAUUACGCACGGCGCUCCAUCACAUUUCAACCACAACGCCAGCCGUCCACAUCUGCAUAUAACUCGCCAUCAACAUCAACUAUGCAACAGCCAUUCGUACCCAUGUUUGAUGGCCUGCCGACCAGCGCUAGCGGUAUCGCGUUUCCUAGCCAAGGUUACGUCUUGCCUGCUCGUUCCCGUACGGCCUCAACCGCAACAGCAGGGGGGAGUGAAAUAGCCAUGCGGAAAUUGUUGCGGACUUUGUCGACAGUAUCCAUUCACGAGAGUGUAGAAGGAUUGGCGGGGGGAUUGGCGGGUGUGGCGCCCAUCGGCAAAUUCAUUGUUGGGCAACAAUCCGAAGCAGAUGCUCCACCCAGUGAGAUGCCGAUGGAGUUCAGCGUUGGCACCAGGAAAGAGGGGGUGAAGGAGGGAGUUAUAUAA
Molecule: messenger RNA, 1812 nt
Organism: Suillus paluster
Lineage: Eukaryota; Fungi; Basidiomycota; Agaricomycetes; Boletales; Suillaceae
Product: Pkinase-domain-containing protein
Exons: 12
Coding region: 1-1812 (603 amino acids)
Biological process (GO): intracellular signal transduction; protein phosphorylation
Cellular component (GO): nucleus; cytoplasm
Molecular function (GO): ATP binding; protein serine/threonine kinase activity
Source: RefSeq, a predicted model, not a curated record